AUGGUCCGAGCCACAUUGGCAAAAUAUGGUGUUAAGAAGCAUAAGAUAGCUAUGCCAUAUCACCGACAAACAAGUGGGCAAGUGGAGAUCUCCAAUGUGAAUGCUAGGAGGAAGGAUUGGUCUAGGAAGCUGGACGAUGCAUUAUGGUCAUAUCAAACAGCUUUCAAGACACCUAUUAGCAUGUCUCCAUACAAAUUGUUUUACGGCAAGGCAUGCCAUUUGCCGAUUGAGCUAGAGCAUAAAGCACUGUGGGCACUGAAGCAUCUUAAUCUGAACUGGGAUGAAACAACAAAUAUGAGACUGGGGCAGCUCAAUAGGAUGGAUGAGUUCUAUCUUGGAGCUUAUGAGAGAACCGACCUGAACAAGGAACAAAUAAAGAAAUAG
This is a messenger RNA of Capsicum annuum, 384 nucleotides long. RefSeq lists its product as uncharacterized. The transcript has a single exon. The record is from RefSeq and is a predicted model, not a curated record. Gene Ontology annotation, molecular function: nucleic acid binding. Bases 1 to 384 code for a protein of 127 amino acids. NCBI's taxonomy places the organism in Eukaryota, Viridiplantae, Streptophyta, Magnoliopsida, Solanales, Solanaceae.